This is a messenger RNA of Nanorana parkeri, 1293 nucleotides long. It is a transcript of the gene HM13, whose product is annotated as histocompatibility minor 13. Lineage: Eukaryota; Metazoa; Chordata; Amphibia; Anura; Dicroglossidae. The record is from RefSeq and is a predicted model, not a curated record. Gene Ontology annotation, cellular component: lumenal side of endoplasmic reticulum membrane; cytoplasmic side of endoplasmic reticulum membrane; membrane. Gene Ontology annotation, molecular function: aspartic endopeptidase activity, intramembrane cleaving. The transcript is spliced from 12 exons. Gene Ontology annotation, biological process: membrane protein proteolysis. Bases 27 to 1208 code for a protein of 393 amino acids.
CGUGAUCCCCGAUAGGCAGCCCGGAUAUGGCGGAGCUGGAGCCCUCCGCUCUGCACAAUGAUAGCACCGAUGUGCCCGGCAACGGUACGGCCAAACUGCUCAGCUCUCCGGAGGGCACCGCGCUGGCCUAUGGCAGCCUGCUGGGAAUGGCAUUGCUGCCCAUCUUCUUCGGGGCUAUAAGGAGUGUGAACUGUGCCCGGGGCAAGAAUUCCUCCGACAUGCCGGAGACGAUAACCAGCCGGGACGCGGCUCGGUUUCCUAUUAUCGCCAGUUGUACACUCUUCGGGCUUUACAUCUUCUUUAAGCUCUUCUCCCAAGAGUAUAUAAAUCUGCUUCUGUCCAUGUAUUUCUUUAUCCUGGGAGUCCUGGCCCUGGCACACACAAUCAGCCCGGCCAUUAACAGGAUCGUCCCAGAAAACUUUCCCAACAAACAGUAUCAGCUGCUGUUCACUCAGGGCUCCGGGGACAGCAAGGAAGACAUCUUAAAUUAUGAAUUUGAUUCCCGGGAUAUGGUGUGCCUCGUCAUCAGUGGUGUGGUUGGGGUCUGGUACCUCCUGAAGAAGCACUGGAUUGCCAAUAACCUUUUCGGUUUGGCGUUUGCCCUCAACGGCGUGGAGCUGCUUCAUCUGAACAACGUCAGCACUGGCUGCAUUCUGCUGGGCGGUCUUUUUGUCUAUGAUGUCUUUUGGGUAUUUGGGACCAAUGUCAUGGUAACGGUGGCUAAAUCCUUCGAGGCACCAAUAAAAUUGGUCUUUCCACAGGACUUGCUGGAAAGGGGACUUGAAGCCAAUAAUUUUGCCAUGUUGGGACUUGGUGACAUCGUCAUUCCAGGGAUCUUCAUUGCCUUGCUGCUGCGUUUUGACACCAGCCUAAAGAAGAACUCCCACACGUACUUCUACACCAGCUUUUUGGCGUACAUCUUUGGUCUGGCGCUCACCAUCUUUGUCAUGCACACCUUCAAACAUGCUCAGCCGGCCUUGCUGUACCUGGUCCCGGCCUGCAUCGGUUUCCCUCUGCUGGUAGCACUGGUGAAAGGAGAGCUGACAGAGAUGUUCAGCUAUGAGUCCUCUGCGGAACAUCUACCUCACACUCCUCGCCUCUCUCACUUUCCGGUGGUCUCUGGAUCUCCCUCCAGCCUGGCUGAAUCCAUGCAACCAAAGUCCUUUUCCCCCCGCCGCAGGCGGCAGAUGAACCCCAGCUCUAUGUGAAGGGCCCCCAUUCAUAUCUGCCUUCGGACAGGCGCAGCCCUAACCUUCCCCCUUUCAGCCAACACCCCUGCGCAGCCUCAUCUGC